Messenger RNA from Alligator mississippiensis (American alligator), 2568 nucleotides. RefSeq names its product arylacetamide deacetylase-like 4. The transcript has 3 exons. Lineage: Eukaryota; Metazoa; Chordata; Crocodylia; Alligatoridae. Gene Ontology annotation, molecular function: hydrolase activity. The record is from RefSeq and is a predicted model, not a curated record. Bases 10 to 1047 code for a protein of 345 amino acids.
UUGGAGAAGAUGGGGAUCUGCCGUUUUCACACCUAUAUGCGCUAUGUACUCCAUAAGAAGAAACACAAAGCAGACCCCGAGCUCUUCAUCAAGAACCUGCAGUUUGAGAAGGUGCCAGUGAGGGUUUAUGAGCCUCGAGCCCCAUCUGCUGGCCUAAGAAAAGGGAUCAUCUUCUUCCACGGAGGCGGUGGGGUAUUUGGAAGUGUUGAUACUUAUGAACACGUGUGCCAACACAUUGCCAGAGAAAGUGAAGCUGUGGUUGCAUCUGUUGAGUAUCGUUUGGCACCUGAGCAUAAGCCCCCAGCCCAGUACGAGGACUGUCUCACAGCUGCCAUACACUUCAUGAGGAAACCAGAGGACUACGGAGUGGAUCCGACACGUAUUAUCACAGCUGGGGACAGUGCUGGAGCCUACCUUGCUGCUACCGUUACUCAAACACUCUCAAGUAGGCCAGACCUUCCUAAACUUCGUGCUCAGGUUUUGAUGUAUCCAUUUAUCCAAGCCCUUGACUUCAAUUUACCAUCGUAUCAACAAUACUGUAGGAUCCCGCUAUUGUCCCAAGAAGAAGUUAUUUUGUUUGCUUUGCAGUGGCUGAAAGGGAACUCAUCAAUUUUGAAACCUGCUCUAGAGGGUGCCCAUAUUCCUCCAGAAAUAAGAUUGAAGUACAGGAAAUGGCUGAGCCCUGACAACAUCCCGAAGGAAUUUAAGGUUAAGGGCUACAAGCCACAUUUUCCCACUGAGUAUAGAAAAGAUAUCUAUGAGCAAAUUAAACUAACAUUUGAUCCACUUACAUCCCCACUUUUAGCUGAAGAAGCCAUUGUUUGUCAGCUCCCUGAGACUUUCCUUAUGACCUGUGAAUAUGAUGUGCUUAGGGAUGACGGGCUCUUGUAUAAGAAACGACUGGAGGACAGUGGUGUCCCAGUAACUUGGUACCACGGUGAAAAUGCUUUCCAUGGAAUUAUUAACCUGUUUGAUAGUGGCGUGCUGACAUUUCCAGCUGGAAAAAGGGCACUGGACAACAUUGUAAGCUUCCUGAGAGGCUUAUGAAAAACAACUUUCAUUUCUUUGAUUAUUACCCUCUCACAGAACGCAUAGAAAUAAGGCUAAAAUGGAUCUCAGGAGGUCAUCUAGUCCCACUUCCUGCUCAAUGCAGGAUUCUCCAUGUCAAAACCAUUAGCAAAAUGUUUGUCCAGUGCCUGGACUUCCACAACCAAUGCACCUUUUCUCUUCCAAUAUUUAACCACCUAUCCCACCGACUUGGAAUGUUUUUUGUAACAUUCAUCCUAACAUCUCCCUUGGUGCUAUCUAAGCCCAUUUUUACCUGCCCUCUCCAGAUACAGAACAUGUGACCACUGUCCUCUUUAGAAGAAUGUUUUUUUCUAAUCAAAGACCAUUCAAAUUCCUCUGCCCCACUCCCAGUCUUUUCCUCUCCACACUAUAUAAUCCAAAUGCUUUUGUCCUUUCUUAAUAUGUCUUCUCUUCCCUGUUAAUUCAUCCCUGGAUGCUGUUACCCUUUUUUUUUUAAUCAAUACAGCUAUGCCAACUGAUAUUCAGCUUGUGGUUCACCAUAGGACCCAAUGGUGAUAAGUGUAAAGUAGUGCACAUAGGGAAAAAUAACCUCGGCUCUACAUACCCACUGCUGGGCUCUGACCUAGGCGUCACACCUCAGAAGGAGGAGAACUUGGAGUCAAUGUAGAUAGCUCCCUACAAACACUGGUGCAAUGUGCAUUGCUAACCAAAAUAGCCAAUAAAAUGUUGGACAUCCUUCAGAAGAGAAUUGAAAACAAAAUGGAAAACAACAGUAUGUCACUACGUAUGCCGACAUGUUGAACACGGCAAGCAGUUCUGGUCUCCCUGUACUCUCCCUCAAAAGCAUAUUCUAUUUUCCUUGUUGGAGACUGGAUUUUGGGCUAGAUGGACCAUUGGUCAGAACAAGUAUGGCACUUUUUAUUUUCUUAUGUCCUUCUUCUGCAGUACGCCAGCAGAGCUAGUUGUUCCCUUAUUGAAGUUAUGCAGCUACUUGUUUUGCCUGGAGUGCAAUGCUUUACAAUUGUCCUUACUGAGUAAUACCAAAGUAUCCAGGUCAUUUCAAACCCUAUCAGUAGCCUUCCAAGUGUCCACUACAGCCAGCUUGGAGUCAUUUGUAAGAUGACUAACUAUGCAGUCCAUCCCAUCUGCCAAAUCAUUCAUGACACUAUUAAACAGGACUGGGCACGGGCCAGAUGGUUGGGGAUCCCCACUAGAUACCUCCCCCAGUUAGACAUUGAAUCAUCAAUGACUCCUCAUUGAGCAUGGUUGUGUAACCAGGUGGGCUGGUUACAGAGGCUUUACCUACUGCUUAUCUGUUGCCUUUAUUUAUGCCUCAGAAAUUAAACCAUAUCAGUAAGAUACACUGUUUCUAUGACGAGAUGUCAUGCAAGAUACCAAUUGAUGCUGAAGUUUAGAGGAUUGUGUGAAAACCCUUUCUGCUGAUGGUUAUCAUAUGCAAUAAUAUAGUUGUCUAUUUUAUGAUUACUUUUCACUUUGCUGCAAGUACUUGCCUUUAUCUGUAUCCAUAAAUAUUAAAAA